UUAAAGUUGUCUAACGUUUUGAGAGCGGACUUACAUAGACCGUGUCAAUGCCAAGUCUGCUCCCAAAAUAAGAAAUUUAUUUAAUACGUCAAAUUUCAAAAUAAUAGCGUUCGUUUUUCAAACCGUGGUCAAUGCUUAAACGAGUGCUCGACCGAUGGUUUAAUGUGUGAACCGCGGUACGCAUAAAAUAAUAAAUCGCAAUCGAUUUUUUUUUAUUAAUGUGGGGUUUUUAACUUUAAUUUGAAAUAUAAAAUAUGCUAAUGUUUAAUGAUAUUGUGGAUAAAUUUGAGUUUUCAAAGUUGUUAUUUAAAAAAAAAAAAAGAAAAAUCACACAAUUUUUUAUUUUUUUUUCUAUUAAAAUCACAACAUUUAAUAAAAUGAAAUUCACUUAAAACCCCUUAUAAAUAGAACCCUCAUAAAACCCUUUUAAAUAUCUUCAAUGCAAAACACGCACAAACAACACACACUAUUUUCUCUCUCUCUCUCUCUGUGUAACGGCGAUGGAGCGAAAUCCCUAUUCUCGGCCGUCUCAGCCGCCGGAGAAUCUCUCGACCGCCUCCCCACGACGCUUUCCCUCCGCCGAAAUUUACCCGCAGACCCAUUUGAUGACAGGCCCUUACGCAGCUUCCGAGGAAACCAUCGAAUCCGCCUUUGCCAGGCUGGCACCCUACGCCCAAACGACGUCGUUUAACGGCCUCCACUACGCCCUUCACGCCGCCGCCUCGGCGGCGGAGCCACUCCCCCCACCCAUGGCGUACGAGGGAGAAAUACAGCGGGCUUUGGUUUGGGCCCAGGCCCAAACCGCCAAUGGCGGCGGUUUCAGUGGGCCCCACAGCUUCCCCGGGCCCCACCGGCAAAUCAACGUGGGCCCAGAUGCGGCGGCGGCCGGUUUUCCCGGGCCGAACCCGCAUCUCCUGUUGGCCCCCACCCAAGAUUCGAUGAAUUUCCACCAAAGGCGGGAUUUUUGCAACGCCGGUUGCGAUGACUACCGCUGCUCUUCCUUGCAUGGCAAGGAACCAUACCCACAACUUUCAAGAAACACCGGGUUUCCAUCUUUGCCCCUCGAUCAGCAGUACGAGUGGCGGGCAAAGCAAUUAACCCCUGCAAACAUGAGGGGCAAAAUCGUCUCGCUAGCGAACGAUCAAAUCUGGAGCCGUGCCCUGAACCUAAAACUCGAAACCGGAUCGAGCAACGAGCUAAUCGAGUCGAUUCUGCCGGAGGUGAUGGCAUCUUUAGGGGAUCUGUUGAGGAAUCAAUUCGGGGGCGAUUUCGUCCAGAAGCUUUUCGUUUCGUGUUGCAACGAGGAUCAGAGGACUAGAAUCAUUGUAGCCCUAACCAAAUCCCCACCCCAGCUUAUCAGCAUUUGUCUCAAUUCAUUGGGGUACAUUAAAAUUAAUAAAAAAAAAAAAAUCGAACUUUUUUUCGGUAUUUUUCGCAAGAUUUCGUUUAAUUUGAAUUUUCGUCGAAUUUUUUUCAGGGCUAGAGGAGUGCAGAAUCUGCUGCAGCAUUUGACUACACCUCAGCAGAUAUCGCUCGUUGUAUCUGCGUUGGGACACGGGUGUAUCGCGUUGGCCACCGAUCCGAACGGUUUGUAUGUUAUGCAAUUCUGUGUUAACAAUUUUCCCGGGGAAUAUAAUAAGCAUGUUUUCAACGUGGUAGCAGCAAACUUCUUUAAAGUCGCAACACACAGAAACGGAUGCUGCUUGUUACAAUCGUGCGUCGAGAAAUCUCACGGAGAAACGAGAAAAAGAUUGAUUGGUCAAAUAUUAGCUAAUGGUGUCGACCUAUCUCAAGAUCCUUACGGAAACUAUGUUGUGCAACACCUGAUUGGACUGAGGAUUCAAGAAGUGACAGAAGAUCUCCUUAGAAGAUUCCGAGGGCAUUUUUGGUAUUUUUCGUGCGAUAAGUUUGCGAGCAAUGUGGUCGAGAAGUUUUUGACGGAAUCUGGAGAAAAUAUCUGUGCAGCAAUCAUCAGGGAGUUGCUUUCGAGUCCGAAUGCAUCGGCGCUUUUGCUCCACCAGUUCGGGAAUUUCGUCGUACAGUCGGCUUUAUCAGCAUCAAAGGGGCAAGUUCGUGAUGGUUUGAUUGAUCUGAUCAAACUGAAUGCACCAUCGAUGCAAAGCAACCUGUACGGUCAAAAGAUUCUUGAUUGGCUUGAGAAGAGGAGGAUUCCGUAUAAUGUCUAAACGUGUUGUACAAAAAUCGAAGGAUGUUAUAACAUUAAGGUACCCUUAGAUGUGUAUUCUACUUCUGCCCAAUUCAUUAUUUUCUGCGAAAAUAACACUCUUUUUGCUUUUGUUUUCAAAAUUAUUACAUCUCUCCGGUGUAGCUCUAGUUGUUGUCUUUUUUUUUCUUUUACGGAACUAAUCAUUGUAGAGAAUGUUGUAAAAGAAAAAAAAAACCCUGCUUAGGAAUUGCUGUUGAAUAAUCGAACCAGCCACGACGUGUUGUUUUGUGUUGGAAUGUUUUAGUUAUGGUUUAUGUUGAUUGUCAUUUGAAUAUAGUGCGUUUUUUUUCGUAUUACUUUCGAUUAUUG
Messenger RNA from Erythranthe guttata (spotted monkey flower), 2536 nucleotides. NCBI's taxonomy places the organism in Eukaryota, Viridiplantae, Streptophyta, Magnoliopsida, Lamiales, Phrymaceae. The record is from RefSeq and is a predicted model, not a curated record.